This is a messenger RNA of Malaya genurostris, 3971 nucleotides long. RefSeq lists its product as uncharacterized. The transcript is spliced from 7 exons. The coding region runs from base 484 to 3666 and encodes 1060 amino acids. Gene Ontology annotation, biological process: protein ubiquitination. The record is from RefSeq and is a predicted model, not a curated record. Lineage: Eukaryota; Metazoa; Arthropoda; Insecta; Diptera; Culicidae. Gene Ontology annotation, cellular component: Cul4-RING E3 ubiquitin ligase complex.
AAGAGAAUUUACAUGCUACUGUUUUGUAAUUCAACUAGGAAAUUACUCAUGGACACUAGUGUUAUCAAACGUUACAUCAAGAGAAGUGAGUGAAUAAUUUGACCAAUACUUGGCAUUGUUGUAGUUCAAAACUCAAGUUUCAUAUUAUGGAACGUAAUCACCGGGCGAUUCCUUGCUAGCAUUCGACUGCCAUACAUCUGAAGCAAUUGAAGUUAGUGUUCUGCUGCAUCAGAAAAUUUUGCUGAUCCUUCUGGAUGAGCGUCGUCGCAUCUUAUCACGAAAACCAGGAAAAUUUGCUCAUUUACUGUGAACAUAAAACUGUGUGAUUUUUAUAUUUGCUGAGAGCAUUUUCGAUAUACUUCGAUGUAAUGGUGUAUAGAAUUGAUUUUGCACGCAAAAUGUUACAGAGGACGAGAACGAGUUUUGCUGUCCAAGCGUCCUUUUAGUUUCUUUGCAGAGUUUUCACAGCACUGAACCCGCACCAUGGAAUGCAACUCGCUGGACACCAGUUCCGACGGGUGCAGAGAAGAGGGCAACAGUUGCGAAAGCCGAAAGCGGUUUCGUAAUCACAAGCGGUUUCGCAGCACAUUUAGUCUGUUUGGUCGUUCCAAUCAAUCGAUUCGGUGCGAAAAUAUUCUGCUGAAAGUACUGAACCGACAGCACUGUGGAUACUUCAAUACCGGACUGAACCAACGGUCGAAUCGGGCCGCCUUUCGCCAGGUACCGGAUCAUCUAAGCUUUUGCCUGAAAGACAUCGUUCCGUACUGCUAUCUGCAGGGGCACGUAUUUAUGGGUCUCUCAGCAUGUGGGCAGUUUUUGGUCAGCUAUAAAGUUGCUUACGAUUAUGACGAGGAGAUUACUCACGAAUACAAUUUCUCCUCCAACUAUAAAUACGAAUUGUACUUCUGGAUCUAUCGGCCCCACUUCUUGCUCAGUAAGUACUUCCAGGUGUGUCUAUUCGACGACCAUGGAGUGGACGAUAUCAAAACCGUGUCGAUUACGCAGUGGAACACCGAUCAGCAACUGUUGAUUGUUCAUGGAGCAAGCGAGAAAGAAGACUUCGAUUCGUACAUAACCGUAGUUCGUGUACCUAAGCUGGGUUGUUUGGAAUGCAAAAAGUUGCGUGAUGCCGAUGAAGAAGAAAGUAAUCGGCAAGAUAUUCUCUGCAUCAAAUGUAACAUGACGAUCCACACCAAGUACCGUAACUCAGACUCGGGACCGAAGUUUAAUCCACGGUUUAAUCUGAACUGCCCCGGUUACAUUAUUAUGAGUGAAAACAGUUUUAUUCAUACGGUCAACAUAAACUUGGACAUGCAUCGAUGUCCUCAGAAGAGGCCCUCUGGCGUCAUAAGUAGUAAAUACAUUUCCAAAUCACAUGGAGAUCGACAACGAAAUGAAGAAACUUCCCCAGCAGUGGUUUCGCCUACUUCCGAGAUGGUAAUCGACAUGACCCUUGAACCUGUGAAGCCUUUGACCGGCGGUGGUUGCCCGUCAACGUCACCAGAACCGCAGACUUCGAUAAGCAUCGCCGAUCAAAUCAUUGCCGAUUUUGCUGAAUAUGAGACUGAAACGUUCGAAUCUAAAUGCUCGCAGCCCCUGUCCCCGUUGCAUCGCACCACCAGUAGGUUAUCUUCCAAUGCGUCGCAUUCUUCCACGACUACCCACUAUCCGGAGAAUUUCGAUGAACUCGUCAUCACCUGUGAUCACCGCGGUUCCGGGGUGCACCCUCCUAGAUCCUCCAUAGUCACACGUGGUGCCGCAGCCCGGAUGGAAUCCCUGUCACCCUCGUCCAACGUUCGUCUGGUCAACCAUCGAAACAACACUAAUGUAGAAAUAAGACUAACGUCUCCGGAAAACCGUGGACCGAAGUCAUCCAUCGUUACCCGGGUCGAUCUCCAAGCAGGUCCUUCCUCAUCAGCUGGUACUACCGCUUCCAUGCGGUUCGCCGCUGCCAAAAGCAAUGCUCAACAUUUGUCGAUUCCGGUGGUGAAGCCGGAACCGUGCGAAUCAACUUCUAGUUCCUCGUCGUCGACCGGCCGGACUCCGCUGCGAAGGCGUUCAUAUCUCUCUACCAGAGCGACUGAAUCUAAUGUUCCUAGUAAUAGUAAUCAACCGGACAGUGGCGAAGGUGCUUCCACCGACGUUGCGUCCAGGGCCUACGAAUUUUCCGAAGACAACGAACGUUGCGAAAAGAUCAGCACCUUUCGAAAACGUCGUCUAGCUGAUAAAAAAUAUGAAUUCUCCGAAGACAGUAGCCACGGCGAUAGUGUAAUCGUCCCAUUCAACCGAUUGCGUAGUCAAAUCCGAACUCGUUCGGCCGCUAGUCAAAGUGUACUGUACAGUCCGUCGCAUUUGGUGGGCUACGAAAUGUCAACCCAUCUGCAUAGGGCCUCCCCCAACCAUGGCUUUCGAUCUCCGUGUGGUUCUCCGGUUGGCAAUCGCUACCUGCGAUCUCCACCCGGGAUUCGAUCACCCAACUACUACAGGCACCAUUCUCCGGUCGCCACACCACCGACCGGACCGAACCGACCGCCGUGUGCUGCUCAGCUUCUUAAAAUGUCAAAUUUUGACCCGAAAGACUACAUUCAUACGAGCGGUGGCAGCGGCAGUGAUGAAAUUCCGAAGUUUUUCAUCGAUGCCAUUCAAAAGUUCAACGAGAAAAAACUACAAGCUGAUGGAGGCGGAGGCAACGACGAGAAUGUUAACUCCGACAAUUUACCCAUGCCGGCGAAAACCGAUCCGAACGGGACCGCAUUGGAGCUCAAACCGGAACGGCCGGUUUGUUCGAAAAAGAUCGUCAAGAUUUAUGUCGAAGAGGACGAUGCGAAUUCGGUGUUGACGACGGAAGACGACGACUGCAUCUCGCCGGGCUACCACGCAUCGCUGCCAAUGGAAGUGCACGGGUCCUGUUACUCCAACAUGCAAAUCGUCACACCGGCAUCGUACAGCAAACUCAACUGUCCGGCCGUCGUGGUGACCCAGAACUCAUUCGACAUGGAAACAUUCUCGUUCCACGUGGCCAAUUACAUAUGCACUAAGAACGAUAAGAAAUAUGGCAUUUUAUUCGAUUCGGCCUACGAACUAACACACGUCUGCCCGCUAACGGAAACCAUUACCUGUACCAUGGUGCUGCAGUUCACUGCGAGUGACACGAACAAACUGAAACAGUGUCACAACUGUUCGACUACCAUCGACUGUCACACCCAUCGCAAAAUCUAUCAGUGCCGUUCGUUGUUCACCUGGAAUAUGACCACCGGCGAUUGGACGGUGUUGGACUAUGGCAGUUUGUCGUCGGGUCCCUAUCUCGAGUUGAAAAAGCUGGCAUCCAACUACAGCCGUCUGCUGGUGAAGCUACGGAAAUUUACCCGAAAAUUGUUUGCAUCUUCAUCGAACGAACGGGACACGGUUCGUACGUACGAGUAUCUGAACCAUCUACGGGUGCUAGAUUCAAACAAUGAAAAAACCAAACAAAGGCUGAUUGAUCUGGAGCACAUGAUCGAAUUCUACCGGAAGCAGAUCAACGACCCGGACGAUAGCGAUGACAGUGAUGAGGAUUCCAGCAGUUCGAUCGGUUCCUCCAGGAAUGACGACGACGACGACGAAGCAAACACGGUGGUGGGAGACACGCUCACCUCCGACACGGUUAGUGACGAGGAUGAUAUUUAAUGUAGGAAUAGGUUUAUUCAUCGAAUCGCUUUGAUCGGUAUUCCAUUCAUCUUAGGUAGGAAUUCAUUUUUUUUUAAGAAUUCGUUAAUUGAGCAAUUGAUAUUAAUGUGCAUAGUGUUCGUAUUUCUGUAUGUUUUCCAUCAAAUGCUCGACUUGACGAAGCAAUUAAUGGAUGUUGCGCAACUCGAAGUCCUUCACUAAAGGGGACAGUGAACAAUCCGCCAAAUUGAUAAAUUUGAUUGUAAGAAUAAAGAUUACGUCUUCUCACCGUAAUGGAUUUCAUGACGAAAUGAAACUAAAAAAAA